AUGAAAUUUCUCCUUUCACUGCCCAUACAAAUGGAGAACCCCUACAAAGAGCCUCCUAAAAAAUGUGUCUUAUGUGGAAUAAACGUGGACUACAAGAAUGUGCAGCUUCUUUCCCAGUUUGUUUCUCCGCACACUGGCUGCAUUUAUGGCAGGCAUAUAACAGGCUUGUGCAACAAGAAGCAGAAGGAAAUCACAAAAGCCAUUAAAAGAGCUCAUGUAUUUGGAUUUAUGCCAGUUAUGUUUAAGAACCCAUCAUUUCUCACAGACCCCAAGAUAUGUAAUGUCAAGUAUCCAGAGUAAUAUACUAUAAAGAAAUAAACAAUAAAACUACUUUUCAUGUUUA
Molecule: messenger RNA, 343 nt
Organism: Pygoscelis adeliae (Adelie penguin)
Lineage: Eukaryota; Metazoa; Chordata; Aves; Sphenisciformes; Spheniscidae
Gene: MRPS18C
Product: mitochondrial ribosomal protein S18C
Exons: 5
Coding region: 1-300 (99 amino acids)
Biological process (GO): mitochondrial translation
Cellular component (GO): mitochondrial small ribosomal subunit; ribosome
Molecular function (GO): small ribosomal subunit rRNA binding; structural constituent of ribosome
Source: RefSeq, a predicted model, not a curated record